GCCAGCCGUGAUUGAUUGGAGGAUUACUGCACAAAAGCGGCGCGGCUCUUUGAGCGAGCCAUGACUACCAUGGAGCGGAAUUUGGAGAGGGAGCUACAUAUUGGAGCAAACGAAUGGCUGAUUACCUUGGAGAACCGAUGCAGAUGGCUACAGGAGAUUGUGAGGGACAUGUCUUUGCAGAUGCAAAUGGCGCCAGAGGUCGAAGGGGGAGCGAUCGCUCUGGCUGGUUGGAUGAAGGACAAAAGUGAGGACAUGCUGGCGAUCAUCUGGGAGCUGGAGGAGGGGCCGGAUCCUCAGCUUGACGUUUGCAUCGAUUGGAGGAGGGCAUAUGGCAUCAUGUCAGUCUGCAAGACCCUAUUCAAUGAGGGUCGCGAUCUGUAUGCUCUUCUGGAAGACCGGUUGGAGGGCAUUAUUGAUCGUGAGGACGCGCACGAGGUAACAGUGGUACCAUCAAGAUUAACAACAACAUCAAUGGAUGGGUGCGACAACAACAACAGUAACAAUGAUAACAACGGCAAUAACACUAACAACAACAACAGCGACGAAAACAUUAUCAACAACAAAAACAACAACAACAACAGCGAUAAUAUCAACCGCAACAACGACGAUGACGGCAGUGACGACUAUGGAAGCAGCGGGGCUGACAGCUGUGUCCGGGCAGUUGCGAUCAUCAGCGACAUGAUGGGGGAGAUGCCGCAAGCGGAUGAASGGGAGAUUGGGGUUGGAAYGGAAAAGGGGUUUGUCAUCUCCCCCCCCCCUCAACGAUAGGGACGAUGACGACAACAAAGAAGACAACAACAA
Messenger RNA from Chara braunii, 801 nucleotides. The record is from the annotation of a GenBank genome assembly. NCBI's taxonomy places the organism in Eukaryota, Viridiplantae, Streptophyta, Charophyceae, Charales, Characeae.